Molecule: messenger RNA, 1485 nt
Organism: Parascedosporium putredinis
Lineage: Eukaryota; Fungi; Ascomycota; Sordariomycetes; Microascales; Microascaceae
Source: the annotation of a GenBank genome assembly
AUGACCGAUAUCACAAACAAGCAUCCUGCGGUCGAAACCGCCUCAGAUGAUGACUCGUCCUCUGACUUCCGGGCCAUCGACCCGCACAGCGGCGUGAAGCGCGGUCUCAAGACCCGCCACUUGAGCAUGAUGGCCCUUGCCGGUAUCAUCGGUCCCGGUCUCCUGAUCGGCUCCGGCGGUGCCUUGGCGAACGGUGGACCCGCCUCCCUCUUGAUCGGUUUCGGUGUCAUCGGUAUCAUUGCCUUUAGCAUCAUGCAGAGUCUCGGAGAAUUGACUACCCUGUACCCCAGCGGCGGCGCCUUCACCGGUCUUGCCGACCGCUUCGUCGACAAAGCCUUUGGCGUGGCCGUGGGCUGGAAUUACUACAUCAUUUGGUUCUGCGUCUUGGCCAACGAGUACAAUGUCAUCUCCAGCAUCUUCACCUUUUGGGGUCCCCAGGUUCCCGUUUGGGGCUACUUCCUCAUCUUUUGGUUCGCCUUCCUUGCCUUCCAACUCCUCGGCGUGGAAACGUUUGGCGAGGCCGAGUUCUGGCUCGCUCUCGUCAAGCUGCUUGGUCUCACGGCCUUCUUCAUCUUUGCACUCACUUACGUAACCGGAGGCAUCAAGGGCGUAGAUGCCCUAGGCACCUUGUACUGGAGGGAACCCGGCCCGUGGGUGUCGGGAUUCCGCGGAGUCCUGUGGCGCAUCAUCUUCAUCUACAUGGGAUCCGCCCUCUUCUUCGGCCUCACCUGCCCCUCCGACGCCCCCGAUCUCGUCAGCGGAUCCAGCCGCGCCAUCAAGAGCCCCAUGACCGUCGCCAUCCAAAACGCCGGCUGGGAGGGCGGCGUCCACCUCAUCAACGCCUUCAUCUUUGUCACCUGCCUGUCCGCCAUCAACAGCUCCAUCUACAUCGGUUCCCGUACCAUCCUGUUCAUGGCCCAGGACGGCAAGGCGCCCCGUUUCCUCGGCUGGACCAACAAGCGCGGCGUGCCCAUCCCCGCCAUCGUCUUCACUAACCUCUUCGGCGCCCUCUCCAUGAUGAACGUCAGCACCGGCGCCGGCAAGGCCUACGGUUACAUUGUGAACCUGAGCGGCGUGUCGACCUUCCUCGUCUGGGGCGCCAUCUCUUUUACCCACAUCCGCUUCCGUCGCGCCUGGAUCGCCCAGGGCCACAGCGUCGACGAGCUGCCCUUCAAGGCUCUUUGGUACCCCUGGAACGCCUACUUUGGUCUCGGUGCCAACAUUUUCCUCGCCAUCGUCCAGGGCUGGUCGACCCUCUCGCCCUUCGACGCCGGAAACUUUGUGGACGCGUACAUUCUCCUGCCGCUCUUUGGCGUCAUCUACUUUGGCUACAAGUUCAUCUUCAAGACCAAGUACUGGAACUUGCACGAGAUCGACCUGCAGACCGGCAGACGGCGUGAUCUUGACGAGGGCAAGAGGAGCCACGAUGAGAACCAGGAGGCGGCCUCUCUUCCCUUCUGGAAGAAGCUGUGGAGGAAUUUCUAA